AUGCCGUCGUUGCAGAUGAUGGAUGCUUUCGCUCAGAUGUUGCAAGCAAACAGAGAGCAGACUGUGGCGUUGCAGAAGACAGUAGAGUCCUUGGCUGCUGCGAGGCCGAAGAGCGAUGCUGGGACAUGGACAAGACUGUUGCCGAGGCCCGACAUCUUUAGGCCACAAACCCGUGAGGACGAAAUAGCGCAGUUUGGUGAGUGGAAAUGGUCUUUCAAACAGUAUGUUCGGGCUAUCGAUAGCAACAUGAGCAAGGCCAUGGAUGAAGUAGAAAUGCAGCUGAACGAAGAGACCUCGUUGGUAGAGAUGACUCCUGAAGCUGAAGAACAAGCUCAAAAGCUUUAUGCUCUUUUGACGGGCAUGGUCAGUCGAAGAAGGACUUGGCGAUGUUUACUCAACACGCUUGCUCCUUCGAACAAGGGUCGUGCCUUGGCGAUACUUGGUGCUAUUGCCCAGUACCCAGUGAUGAGCUAUCAGAACCUCCUUGAACAAUUGCUGAAGAUGGAGGAACUCUUCAAGAAGUACCAGGUUGCUUCGGGAGGUGAUGUGUCAGAAGAUAUGAAAACAGCCAUCCUGCUACGAACUUUACCUCAACAAGUGAAGACUCAUGUGAGUAUGUCCAUCAACGAGACCACGACCUAUAGCGACUUGCGCGAGCUUGUGUUGCGCUGGGAGCGAACCUCUCAGAAGUGGAGCCAAGCUCUGGUGAAUCCUUCCUCGUCUUCCCAAAAUCUCAAUGAAGGACCUGUGCCCAUGGAGGUGGAUGCGGUUUAUGGCGAAGGAUUUGGGAAAGGAAAGUACUCAAAAGGCCCCAAAGGAGGAAAACCGGGAGGCAAAGGAAAGGAGGGGCCUAAAGGCAAAGGGUUUCAAGGAGGGUUCGGUGGGAGUGGUCACUGGGGCAAAGGUGGUGGCAAGAAGGGCCAUCCUAAAGGAAAGGAUGGAGGCAAGAAGGGCCAUUGGUCCCGAGAGUGCUGGAUGAAGAAUCAGGUGAAUCAAGUCGCAGAGCCCAAUGUCUCGAACUCUUUGCUCUCGGGGCAUCCUGCUUCCUCGUCUUCGGCACAGACCUCAACAGCCCAAACCUCCCAAGCCUCUCAGAGUUCCCGAGCCAAUGUGAAGCGAGUGUUCAAUCUUGCCGCCGCUGAUGAGAGUUGCUGUAAGCCCGUGUUUGAGCAGUUCGAUUUGGAGAGUGGAGAGCAUCGCUUUCAAGAGGAUGAGGACACAUGGUGGGUGAAUGUGGUUCAUGCAGUGUAUUAUGAUCUUGACGAAGAAGAUUGCGAUUGUGAAGCCUAUCCCGAAGAAGCUUGUGAGGGUUUCGAUAUGUCUCAAAGUGAUGCUCUGCCAGGUGACGAAGACUGGGUGGAGUACAUGAAGGUCUUUGGAGUUGACGGCUUCGAGAGCGACUGGAACGAAUUGGGAGGAGAUCCCGAAGGCCAUGCGCGCCAGGGCAUUGGAGCAGUAGUGGAAUCACCUGGACAUGUCGUCAUGAGCGAUGCACAGGGCAAUGCUAUGGAGAAUCAUGGGUCUCGAUUCGUGAAUCUUGAUCUGGGUCCGGCUGUGAUCCAAGAAGAGUUCUUCGCCUCCUCCGUGAAGUCUCCUUUGCUUAGCCUGGGCAAGCUCAUGCGAAAAGGAUGGACCUUAGAGCAUCGAGAUUCGCAUCUAUGCUUGGUGUAUCAAGAAGUACAAGUACCUGUGUCAUUUCGGAGGAAUAGUCUGAUGAUUCAAGCUCAAGUUUCGGUAGUCCAUGCUGUUCCGCAGGCGAUUCCACCGAGUACCACACCUUCGCUUUCCUUGGGUUCUGAAGAGCAACAUGGAGAAGAGCUCUCAGCAAAGGUGCAACCGGUUUCGGAAGGGCGAGUCUUCGUUAAGUUUGGAUUUGACUUCGAGGCAAUCAGCACGCAUUCAGAACCUAGAUAUGAUGAACAUGGAAAUGCCUGGCACUUCGCACCCAAUGGAGAUCCUUUCUGCUUGAGUGAGGGAACCACGUUUGUGUACCCUGAAGACCUGAUGGCCCCCAAGUUGUGGAAGUUUCGCACCACCAUUGUACGAGUCGGAGACGUCUGGGAGCUUAUAGGUUUCCAGCAGCCCUUAGAUGCAAGCGAAAACCUACACGAGUUGCUGCCUGGAGUGAUUUAUUCCAGCUCGAUGGUUACGAUCAUGCACCGCGCGAAAGGGAUGCCUGAUCAAGUCGGUUUGUCCUUCGAAAAGCAAGAAUUUCCACCCGUACCUAUGCAAGUUGAAGUCCCUUCGGUCGAUCCAAGUUCUGCCCUUCCAGGAAUGGCUGAACCACCUGCGGAAGUACCAGAACCCCAGGAUGCUGAAGAUGCAGAUCGUCCUGCGUUCGAAAGUGAACAUGAAGUUCCGAUGGCCCCUGGUGUGCAAGUUCAGGUCCCAAUGCCCGAGUCCAUAGAAGUAGAAGGAGUCACUUUGACAUCCGAGUCUACUGCUGCUGAACUGAAGAGAGCAUGUAGGGCGUUGGGUGUGGGAGCUACAGGGUCAAAGACGGUUCUCUUUCGCCGGCUGGUGAAGUACAUGAAGAGAAAAGAAGCAGAAGCGACCCUUAGUUUGCAAGAGGCCGCUCGAUGUGCGGAACGGAUUCCGGUAGAAGAAAAAGUUCCCAAAGGUCCCACUCCUGAAGAAGAAGCACGACACAAUUUGACUCACAUCCCUUUUGCAAAAUGGUGCCCUAUUUGUGUGUCCACACGUUCGCGGAGAGACUCACAUGUUCAAGGAAGCGAGGCACAUCGAAGUCGCAGUGAAGUCCCGACGAUUGCAUUAGAUUUCUUUUAUGCCGAUGUUGAUGGGGGUGAUCUUCAUUUCAUGCAGAAAGAGAAGAAGAGAGGGAGCGAGAAAGGGCUUGUUUUGGCUUGCGUCUGUUCGGGAACGGGAAUGCUUCGAGCAAUUCCUCUUCCAAGCAAAGAAAGAAGUUCCCUGCAGUAUGCUGCCAGAGAAGUGUUGAGCUUCAUUUCUUAUCUUGGCUACAGUGAAGUAUCCGUCAGAGGAGACAAUGAGCCUUCUAUGACCCUUCUGGUAGACAAAGUGGUCCAAGCGCGAACCCAAGUCGGACUUCGGACCACUAAGAGCCCCAGCCAGCCCUAUGAGCACCAGACGAACGGUUUGGCCGAGCAGGCCAUUCAGUCCUUGAGAGACAUAGGGACCUCUUUGCUGUGGCAGGUGAAGGAGAGAUCAGGGUUCGAGCUCUGCACCGAUAGUGACCUCACUUCAUGGGCUUACAUCCAUGCAUCUUUCCUCCACAACUGCUUCGCCGUGCAAGCCGGAACAACGGCCUACGAAAGGGCCUUCCAUGUUAGGUACCAGGGUAAACUGGCGCAGUUUGGGGAGACGGUUUAUUUCGCUUUGGCUGCUCCAAGUGUGAAGAAAGGAAGACCCAAGUUCAUCAAAGGGAUAUUCAUUGGAAAGAGCCUGCAGAACGACUCGUACCUGUGUGCCACGGCUUUAGGAGUUUAUGUGUCUUCAACGAUCCGAAGGUUGCCUUCCGCUCAACAAUGGGAUAAGGUCCUCCUGAAGGAGAUCAAGGGGAAACCUUGGAAGUACGGCCUAGGGCAACUUGGGACACAGUUGGUUCCAGGGUUGAAAGAGCGGAAACCAGUGCCGAUUGAGUCUAUGCCACUCCCAUUGCCUCUGACAUCUACACCUCCAAAUCUCCCACCACUGAGUGGUGAAGCAGGGCCGAACCUUCCAACUACCCAAGAGAGUCCAAGAUCAGAGGGAUCCACAGAUGCCACACCUCCUUCGUUGUCUUCUUCUUCCCAAAGUCGUGAAGAGAAUGGGCCAGGAGGGGAUCCUGGGACGAACUCAGGUGAACCAUCCGGGUCACGUGAAGGAUCUGCGCCGCCACAAGAUGAGGCGCAAUCUGAGCCACAAGCUGGAACGGGAUCUGAGCAGAUGGACCUGGAGCCAGAGAGAGGAACCAAACGAGCACUACAGGCUCCUCCUCUGUAUGCAGGUGAACCUUCCAAGAAAGUGAGAGCCGUGAGGGUUGGCGAUGAGCAGUACUAUGUUGCAGAAGAUUCCCUAGACGAUUGGCUGCAUAAUGUUUCUUUAGACGAACAAUUCCUUGAGCAUGACCUUCCUGACUUCAAUCCUGAGCAUGACUUGGAGCCUUUGUGGGAUUGGGGUUCAGAAGAACAAGGGCCACCAGUUUUGGGAGAAGAAGAGAUGGAACAGGUGGAGCAACAGUCUAGAGAGACAGAGUUGCGCCGGCUUUUGCAAAUGUCCGUCUUGAAGCCUGUGGACUUCGAACCACCUCCUCACAAGACCCUGAAGACAAGGUAUGUGUACGACUGGAGAUACCGUGGUGAAUGGAAACGGCGAGCCCGCUUGGUUUGCAAACAACUUAGGAUAUGGGAUCCUUUUCGUCAAGACACAUUCUCUCCCGCGACAUGUCCCUCCAUGAUUCGCCUUCUCCCACAUAUGUAUGCGUCGACACCCCAGUGGACUUUGCGAUCCUUCGAUGUGAAAGAUGCGUAUUUGACUGUCAUGCAGAAGGAAGAGCUUUUCAUAUACUUAGACAAUGUGCCGUAUCGAGUCUUGAAGUGCCUCCCAGGCCAGCAGGAUGCCGCUGCUCAAUGGAACGAACAGAUCAGUGGAGACUUGAAGAAAUGCUCGUUGACCCCAAAUCAAGCAUGUCCGGUGGUGUAUGCUGGAAAGAAUUGCGGAGUCACUUUGCAUGUUGAUGAUGGCUUGGUUGGGGGCUGGGAAGAUCGAGUGAAUGGUGUCGUGGACACUUUAAGCGAGAAGUAUGACCUCACAGUUUCUCCGCCACUCAAGAAAGUGGGUGACCAACUGAGGUUCCUGAAGCGCACGCUUGAAGUAGUACCUCAAGGCUUGAAAGUGAUCAUCGAUCCAAAGUACAUAGAGAAGAUGAUAGGCUUGCUCAACCUGACACAUGUCCGAACCCGGAAGGUGCCUUCGACCCACGAGAUCACCACUGCCGAUGACUCUGAGCCUCUUUCGGAUGCAGAUGCUUCAGUGUAUCGUGCAGUCCUAGGGUGCAUGCUAUACGUAGCCCCUGACAGACCCGAUUGUCAACAUACCAUCUCUCUUCUUGCGCGAGGCAUGGCCACACCCACAGAGCGACAGUUUCGACACUUGCGGUAUUUGGCGGAGUACAUGUACACCACACGUGACUACUUCCUCAUCCUUCAUUGGUCGUACCCAGGUAAAUCUUUCCUGAACGAGCGAUUGGUGGAGACCAGGCCUUCCAUGGAAGAAGGCAAGCCCCGACUACUUGAGGCGGUCAGUGACUCGGACUGGGCUGGAGUGAGUGAUCGACAUAGCAUUUCAUGUGGCCAGCUGUUCCUGGAUGGCAACUUGAUGUUCAGCUACAGUCGUAGACAAACCACUAUAGCAUUAUCAUCCUGCGAGUCAGAGCUUAUGGCAGCUACUGGCGCCAUUGCGGAGGGCCUCUUCUUGAAAUGCAUCAUCGAGAGUUUGUGCGAGUUUGGUGUGAACAUGCUUAUCAGGUUAGACUCUUCCUCAGCAAGGAUGUUGCUGACGAAGGCAGGAGUGUCGCGCAUAAGACACCUUGAUGUGCGUCUCCUAUGGACGCAGGGGCUUAUGCGCAGUGGCUGUUUGCAAGCGUCACCGAUACACACUCGGGACAACACAUCAGAUAUUGGAACUAAGCCGUUACCUUCACAACGUACAAGGUUUCUGAUGGGCAAAUUGGGGUACUACAAUCACGAUGGUCGUUUAGGAUCCCAAGAAGCUUUGCAAAAGAGUGCCCUGAAAGCAGAUGUUCGUUUGGUCAAAAUGGCGGUCACGAUUGCCUUAGCGGCUUUGGGCCAUGGUGCGGAAAUUCAAGAGCCUUUGGAGGCACAGCCUGUGCUUGAGUCCCAUGAGUCUUGGGCAAGUUGUGUGUGCAAUGUCUUCUGGGCAAGCCUUGUGAUGAUCAUAAGCUUCGUGGAAGAAACCUUCGAGUUUGUGAGCGAGUUCGAGAUCUUUUGGAGCUAUAGGCUAAGAGAACUUGGGGAGCUGAAAGUGAGAGAAGUGCACCACGAGAAGUUCAACAUCGAGAUCUACGUCCUGGAGAUGCACCACGAGAAGUUCCUCCACAUCGAGAUCUUGUACCUGAAGAUGUACAUCAACUUCAUCGUCAACAUCAAGGGCAAGAUGCAGCACUGCGAGCUACGACCAGAACACCUUGGCGAGUUGAGAAUGACUUUCUGA
This is a messenger RNA of Symbiodinium natans, 6189 nucleotides long. The record is from the annotation of a GenBank genome assembly. Lineage: Eukaryota; Dinophyceae; Suessiales; Symbiodiniaceae.